GAGUACGGUACAUGAAAUGUGAAAAUGUGCAUUGUGCAUAGAGGUUUUUGAUUUUCCUUUAAUUAACCUAAUAAUAUUUUAACUGGAUAGUUACUGUUUUUAGGGAUAUAAUGUGGUUAAACCCGUAACUCGGAAAGAAUAAUUGAAUUUUCGAUGAACAUGAGAUGAGUCUAAUUUUUCGUAAUAGUACAAAGUUACAUAUUAUAACAAAAUUUCGAUGAUAAAGAUGGAAAAAAGUAUGGAAUUUAAGAAUACCUUUAGCUCUAUCAAUGAACGCCCAGUUGAUGAUAUAUCAUUACAGUUUUUCUACAAACCGCAUACAAUAACAUUACUGGCUGUAUCCAUUGCCUCAGUUAUUUACACUGCUUUUGUAAGAGAUGAAUCAAGUACUCAAGACAAUAUAUGGUCAGGGAUAUGCUGUGUUGUUUUUUUCUUCUUGAUAAUAUCAGUACUGACUUUUCCUAAUGGACCAUUUACAAGGCCGCAUCCAGCAGUUUGGAGAAUUGUUUUUGGAAUGUCUGUUCUUUAUUUACUGGCACUGCUAUUUCUCUUAUUUCAAAGUUACUCUACUGUUUAUGCCAUUAUGUAUUGGAUUGAUCCUAAUUUAAAGAAUUUCCAUAUUGAUAUGGAUAAGGAGUAUGCUGUCAACUGUUCAGAUUUAAGUUUAUCAAAAAUUUGGUCCCAUGUUGAUGUGUUUGCCUGGGGGCAUUUUUUUGGAUGGAUGUUCAAGGCUGUACUCUUUAGACAUGCGGGACUUUUGUGGGCUAUAUCUAUUAUGUGGGAAAUUACUGAAAUAGCCUUUGCUCAUUUACUUCCAAAUUUUCUAGAAUGUUGGUGGGACUCUAUAAUUUUGGAUGUAUUAGUUUGCAAUGGUUUGGGUAUAUGGUGUGGACUUAAAAUAUGCAAAGCUUUAGAAAUGCGUGAAUAUAAGUGGGUUAGUAUAAGAGACAUUUCGUCAACAACUGGGAAAAUUAAAAGGGCCAUUUUACAAUUCACGCCAGUUCAAUGGACACCAGUAAGAUGGCUAGAUCCAAACUGCACUUAUAUGAGAUUUUUUGCUCUCAGUCAAUUAGUUGUGUUUUGGCAAAUAUCUGAACUGAAUACAUUCUUUUUAAAACAUAUUUUUGAAAUGCCUCCGUCUCACCCACUGGUGAUUGCUCGUUUAUGUCUUGUUGGAGUAAUAGUUGCUCCAUCUGUAAGGCAAUAUUACACAUAUGUAACUGAUCCUAAGUGCAAAAGAGUUGGUACACAAUGCUGGGUAUAUGGCGCAAUAAUGGCUACCGAAUCUAUGUUAUGUAUCAAAAAUGGGAAAGAACUUUUUGGCCAGGCCCAAGUGUGUAAUGUUAUAGUAUGGCUAGUCAUACAAAUUCUUGUCUCUGUUGGAUGUGUUUACGGUGUUGUUCUAUAUCACAGAUAUUUUGAGCCAAACUCUGAUGCUAGUAAUACCAGCCUCAAGAAACACAUGUAGGAUAAAAAUAAAGAAGAUAAUGUCCGCUGUAAUCUGAAAAGUAACUUAUUUAGAUAUUUUGCUAGCAAAUAUUAAGAAUUUCUUGUAUGUUUCGCUGCAUAAAUGCGAUAAAAGUAAAACAUACAAUAUAAUAUACUUAUUAAAAUUAGAUUUAAUAGCUAAAUGUGCUGUGUGACUGUUUGCUUGAAAAGUAUAGAAUAAUGAUAAGUUGUGUGAAUAUAAAUUGUGUGUACUACCCACCA
Molecule: messenger RNA, 1710 nt
Organism: Aricia agestis (brown argus)
Lineage: Eukaryota; Metazoa; Arthropoda; Insecta; Lepidoptera; Lycaenidae
Gene: l(3)77CDf
Product: phosphatidylserine synthase
Exons: 7
Coding region: 218-1468 (416 amino acids)
Biological process (GO): phosphatidylserine biosynthetic process
Molecular function (GO): L-serine-phosphatidylethanolamine phosphatidyltransferase activity
Source: RefSeq, a predicted model, not a curated record